GAAUUGAGACAGAACAAGCCCGUGUGUGUUUCCAUCUGAGUGCAUCGCUCUUACCCUCUCAGUAGCCUACUAGUGUGUGUGCGUGUCUCAGUGUGUGUUGUCACUGUCCUCCAACCUACUCCCAGCUCAGCAUGGCCAGAUUUACACAGAGUGAAAGCAGAAGGCAUCAGCAGCAGCAUCAUCCCCAGCCGCCUCAUCCCGCCCCCGUCAACCUGCUUCUACCACAGCCGCUCUUACUUAUCCCUCAUCAGCAUCAGCUCGAUCACAGCCCUGUUCCGAAGCCCAUGAACGGACCCGAAACCGUCUCCAUGCACACGGACAGCGGCGCCAUGAAAGACCAGGACGCCAUCAAGCUCUUCAUUGGACAGAUACCGCGGAACCUCGAGGAAAAAGACCUGAAACCUCUCUUUGAGCAGUUUGGGAAAAUCCACGAAUUGUCUGUUCUGAAGGACCGAUACACAGGCAUGCAUAAAGGAUGUGCAUUUCUCACCUACUGUGCCAGGGAGUCUGCCAUCAAAGCCCAGAAUGCAUUGCAUGAGCAGAAAACCCUACCUGGGAUGACUCGUCCCAUCCAAGUGAAACCAGCUGACAGUGAGUGUCGUGGAGAGGACAGGAAGCUGUUUGUGGGGAUGCUGAAUAAGCAGCAGACUGAGGAGGACGUGUAUCGCCUCUUUGAGCCCUACGGUGCCAUCGAGGAGUGCACCGUGCUAAGAGGUCCUGACGGAAACAGCAAAGGUUGUGCGUUUGUGAAGUUCUCUACUCACUCUGAAGCUCAGUCUGCUAUCAGCUCCCUGCACGGGAGUCAGACCAUGCCUGGAGCGUCAUCCAGCCUGGUGGUGAAGUUUGCAGACACAGACAAGGAGAGAACCCUACGGCGCAUGCAGCAGAUGGCUGGACAGUUUGGCAUGUUUAACCCCUCUGUCUCUCUACCCACGUUCACUAGCUACAGCAGCUACACACAUGCCUUGAUGCAGCAGCAGCAGGCUGCGGUGAUGGCGGUGUCUCAGGGGGGCUACCUGGCCCCCAGCCUCUCCUUCCCCUCCGCCCAGCUCCACCAGGUGGGGGCGCUAACCAUGAAUGGCCUGCCGCUCAACUCCGUGUCAGUGAGUUUGUAUUCCCCCCCUGCAGGUCUGAGCUCCCCUCCGUCCACCAUGCCCUCCUCCCUGCCCAGUCUGGUGACCCCCAUGAUGAACGGGUAUACGGGCCUCGCCCCCCAGGCUAACGUGCACCCUCUGGAGACCCUCUACACCAACGGCCUGCCCCCCUACUCCACCCAGAGCCCCACUGCUGCAGACACACUGCAACAAACCUUUACUGGGGUACAGCAAUACACAGCCAUCUACCCAGCGACUACACUGACGCCUGUAGGUCAGUCUCUGGCACAGCACCCUCAAGUCAUUGGCCAACAACAGAGGGAAGGUGAGGGACCAGAGGGCUGUAACCUGUUCAUCUACCACCUGCCCCAGGAGUUUGGGGAUAACGAGCUGAUGCAAAUGUUCCUGCCUUUCGGCAAUGUCAUCUCCUCCAAGGUAUUCAUGGACAGAGCCACCAAUCAGAGCAAGUGUUUUGGCUUUGUGAGCUUUGAUAACCCGGGUAGUGCCCAGGCUGCCAUCCAGGCCAUGAAUGGUUUCCAGAUCGGCAUGAAGAGACUAAAGGUGCAGCUGAAACGUCCCAAAGACGCCAGCCGUCCCUACUGACACCCCCCAGCAUAGGUUUAAACAGAAGUAUGGAGGACGUCUUUGAUGGAAUAAGACAUUUCGUGAAGGAACAAACUCAAAAGUUAUUCUGUUUUUAAAACAAUGGAAAAUAGACUUCAUAUGGGAGUUGGGAAGAGAUAUGCUUUCAUCUUCAAACAUAUCUGACUGGGAGACGACAGGACUCGCAGCUCUGCAGCAGUGAAAGUUUGGUAUUACAGACAGAGAGCAAUGGGAUAGAACAAGACUUUCAAAACAAACAUAUUUUUUUUGUUGUUGAUACAAACAGAAACAACUUUGAACAGUUCAGCAUCUUUGGAGACUUGGUAGUGAAGAAGAACACCACAAGCAGACUAACAAGCAAUGCUAAAAAGGAUUUGGAUUUCUGAUAGACUCAAAGAGCAUAGUGAACAAGAGACUUCAGGUUUUUCCUACCUUGUAAUGAACGAAUAAGGGUUCAAACUUGAUCUGAGGAUGCCCGGUAUAUCUGGGAAGAGAUUAUUUCAAUGUUCCUUUCUUUCUCUCUCUCUCUGUCUCUCUUUCUCUCUCUCCUCUUUAUCCUUUCUCUGUGAGUCCCAAGCUUGCAACUUUCUCAAGUUUCCAUAGCAACCAAGCAAACUGCACCCCCUUGGGAUCGGAGGACCAAAUGUUUUUCCUCUUUCUCUUUAAUAGUCAUGUACAAAUACUAACAAUCAUAAUACAAUAACAGUAUACUGCUUAGUUUAGUGCAAACUAACAUUCAAAAAUAAUUGAAGUGCAGUAUUCUACUGUAGUUUAAUACAUAACAGUGACAGAAAGGUUCUUUAGGUCAGCAUUGGAUAAUUCACCAUCAGUGUACAGCUGACUACUAAGCAGUAUGUAAAUGUAAAAUUGGAUCAUGUAGCAGUCAGUUGGAGAGGUUAGUGAGGGAGAAUGUUGCCGUGAGCUCUUUCUGUGGGCUGGAAUACAUAAUGGAGCAGUUGUUUUGUUGAAAACCACCUCUUAUCAUCUGUUUACUGAUACACUUCAUCUUUGGGCACUCAGUUUGAUCCUUGAACUAUUUGAGUUCUGUCUCCCUCUGUGCAGCAACCACUCUGAGCCUCUGUUCUAUUCAAAGUUGCCCAUAGGUACAGAUCUAGGAUCAGCUCACUUUACCUGAAUAUUAACCUUAAAGCUGGAAUCCGUUGUGGUGAAACUGCCACGUCCGUUUGCAAUAUUACAACAACAAACACGUUACUUCAAACAAUGAAGGAACGUGUUUUUCCUUUCUGACAUCAUUGCAUGCACUAUUCUGCCUAUAGAGCAAAGGCCAUUGGAUCACAUUUCACUUCAGAAGCUAACUGCAGGUCUUGGGUCAGGGGUUAAAAACACAUUUCACUUUCAGUCAUUUAGCAGACGCUCUUAUCCAGAGCGACUUACAGUAGUGAAUGCAUACAUUUCAUACAUUUUUUUUUCCUUUUUGUACUGGUCCCCCAUGGGAAUCAAAACCACAACCCUGGCGUUGCAAACACCAUGCUCUACCAACUGAGCCACACGGGACUGCAUGUCAGGUGUGCCACAUGGAGUAGAAGGACUAAUACUAUACUGUACAUGUAUAGUGUAAUGUUAUUGGAGUAUAUCUAAUAAUUAUAUGUAAUCCAUAGAAACUGUUCAUAGAAACUGAUCUUAGGUCAGUUUUCUGGUUGAGGUGCUUAAUGGUUUAAGUUAGGAUUUGUGGAGGGACAGCUGAUCCAAGAUCUGUGUGUCCACUUUGUUUAGCCAGUAGACUUCAUGCAUCGGGUUCUUCCUGGUCAGGUCACAUUCUCAUGAAAAACUCCUCCCACAGUAGCACAGAAAAACACUAGUAUGGCACAAGUUAGAAGUUGUUUAUUGCACAAGCUAUUUUAUCACUGUAUAACAGGGGUGUCAAACACAUUUUGCGAUGGGGCCACAUUCAUUUCAACGAGGUCCAUCUAAAUUUGCAAUAAAUUGUCCUCUAUCCAUCAUUUUUUGAAUUUGCCUUGCUCCCUGGCUGUCUAGCGUUCAUUUGGGUGAUUAUUAGCUAGCUGGACAAAGUAUAUUGAGUUUGUUAUCCUACACAAAAAAAACACCCACAAGCCAGAUUGGACCCCCUCGCGGGCCGGAUCCGCCCGCAGGCCGUAUGUUUCACAUCCCUGGACUGCACAAACUCGAGAAAAGCAGGUCUGGUUAAAUCCGGACAGUAAACUGUCAGGGGAGGCGUCAUCAACAGCAGCACAGGGAGAUGCAGACUUAGAGUAAAAAGCCGUUCGAUCCAAUUGAGUCUGACACCGUCCGGCAACCAUUACAUUUUAGCAGGUGUCUGCAGUCCCCUCUCUCUUGCAUUUGGGUGAAUGUUAUAUUUCGUUUGGAGAGACAGAGAGCGCAGACACUACUUUAUUGGAAGAAAACAUAAAAUUGGCUUUUAAAGGGCUAUACAAGGUCCAAUUGUGAGCACUAGUCAUUCAUUCAUUGUGCUGUCUAAGACAGGUUGGGAACAUUGUCACAGUACCUCCCUCAGGGAACACUAGAAACCGACAAAGGAACAUAAAAAAACACUCUAGAAUGCACUGGUGACGAUUCCAAGAGACACUCUAGAAUGCACUGGUGACGAUUCCAAGAGACACUCUAGAAUGCAGCGGUGACGAUUCCAAGAGACACUCUAGAAUGCAGCGGUGACGAUUCCAAGAGACACUCUAGAAUGCAGCGGUGACGAUUCCAAGAGACACUCUAGAAUGCAGCGGUGACGAUUCCAAGAGACACUCUAGAAUGCAGCGGUGACGAUUCCAAGAGACACUCUAGAAUGCAGCGGUGACGAUUCCAAGAGACACUCUAGAAUGCAGCGGUGACGAUUCCAAGAGACACUCUAGAAUGCAGCGGUGACGAUUCCAAGAGACACUCUAGAAUGCAGCGGUGACGAUUCCAAGAGACACUCUAGAAUGCAGCGGUGACGAUUCCAAGAGACACUCUAGAAUGCAGCGGUGACGAUUCCAAGAGACACUCUAGAAUGCAGUGGUGACGAUUCCAAGAGACACUCUAGAAUGCAGUGGGUGAGGGAGGGGGAUUUUCUCUCUUUUUCUUUCAUUUUUGGUCAUCAUCACAUCUUCAAGAGUGAGCCAUAUUUUCACUAACUCCUAGUGAAUGUUACUGCCUAUUUUACUUACAGACAAUUCCUGACCCAAUAUCCCCUGAGAGAUACACAGAAUAGCACGUUUCACGGAACAUUCCUAAUGGUACACUGAACAUGGCUACUGCUUCAAAUAUCACUGACUAUUGCUGUGAGUUGGAAUGUCCCCUCCACUUCUAUCCUAUAUGGUGAGCACUGUCUGUCGACCAUGGUGUGAGGCUGGACAUAAGGACCAACAUAGAAUUCAUUUGUUUUGUCAUCUUGUAAUAGCAGAAGAUAUUAUCAAUCAUAUCAUAAGUGAAGUUGCCAAAUAAUGUUUAAUCUAUUUAUGAAUUCUAAUAUGUAAAUGUAAUUAUCUUGUAACAUUCCAGGCCAGUUGGCAGCUGAGAGAUAAAUAUGAAGUAGCUAUUUUAGUUUUAUCGAUAUUAGUUUAUUCACUGUGCACAGAAUCAUAAACCAACUGGACAUAUGGGUAUACCAAUGAACAUUUAUAUUCAAGAUGUGUAUUAUACAUUGAUUUAUUUUCAUGGGAUUUAAUCAUUGUCAAGAUAUAGCUUACUUCUUAUUAGCUGCCAGCCUUGUAUUCUCUUGUAUCCGCAUGUUGUUUCCUCACAGAGAUGUAUUCAAAGGAAGAAACGGGACGUUUUGUUUAGAGUCAAAGGUCAACUCCAUUUCAAUCGCUUGUCAGUUGAACUGGACAAUAGAAUUUCUCUAUAGGACAGAAGUUAAAUUCCUAUAUUGACUGUUAAGACAACACUGUCGGCUUUAAUGAUGCAUGCCUCUGUGAAAAGUUUACUGACCAGCAGCCUCUCAACACUGUUAGCAGCGUAGUAAUAUAAUUAUUAGUGGGGGGAGCAGUCAAAUUGCUUUGGACUGAGGGUCAAAAACCCAUCUAGGAAUUAUAUUUCUAUGGUAAGCUGAGCUUGGCCUGCGACUGAUGCAGGAAGAAAGUCAGUCUUGAUGUUUGAUCCAGAUCCUGAGGUAAUAGCAGUAGUCCUAGUUGCACUAAGAGACAAGCAGUGCACUACAGUAACUUGACAGGUAAUUUGACCUUUGCUCAUCCUAUAAAUAUAAAGCAGUAUCCUGAAGGCUAAAUUAAUGCUAUUAUUGCCAAGCAGAUGGUUGGAAAUCUAUGUGUAUAUUUCUAUGUUUUAUUCAGGUUCUGGGGUUAUAUGCUUUUUGGGGGUUGGGGUAUAUAAAGAUAGUUUACUGUGCUUUUUCUAUAUGCGUUUAUUAACUACUACCUGAAUGAAGCCAUGUUACUUUCAAUCAAAUGAUUACAUGUAUACUUAGCAUUCCUACUGCACUACCUCUAUAAGGUGAUGUGUAUAUAAAAAAACAAGACUUCUAUUUUCAUUUGAAGAUUUAUUAUGAGUUUUUGUGUGUUUACUGCCAAAAUCCACCUAUAUCCAUCCUUACUGCUCAACUGGAGGCUUGGGGAUUUGGAUGAUAAGGGGACUUGGAUAAUGGGAGGGAGUGGGGGGGUGGGUCAUGCCAUUCUCAUGAAUGAGACUGUAUGAUUCUGUACUGUGUUUUGAAUGCCAUGGGAAAGGAGGAUAUAGCUUGAUGUAAAUAAGGAAAUCUGUUUAAUUCCAUAAUAGUCAGCACACAAAUCUUUUCAGGUAAUGGGGUGAUGGUUGGGGGAGGGAUAGAGAGGGGUAGGGGUGAUAGGGGAGAUAGUGGUGGUGGCUGGGGUUGGCAUUUGAAGAUUGUGACUUACUUCAGCAGUUUCUUAGCACAAUAUACAAAAUGUAUAGAUGAUUGAGAGAUGGGGAUUAGGAGAGUUGUAGGUAAUGCCGAGGGGAGAAGAAGGGGACAUGAUGAUGUCUUUGAAACCACAGCUCUCUUAGAGUGCUCAUGUCUCUCCUAUACUUGCUGCUUUGACAAUUAUAAAGUUCAUAUGCUUUAAUUUAUUUGCUUAUUUAUUGGGUUAUAUUUAUUACUUUUCCUUGUAUUUAUUAUUUUUAUUUCCUGUUUUUUUUUCAGAUAUGAAUGAUACAGAAUGCUUACUGGGGCUUUUUCUCUCUGUACUUUUUCAAUUUUACAAUAAAAUAUUCUAAUAGUACCGUAACAUCUCAAAA
Salmo salar (Atlantic salmon) is the source of this 6878-nucleotide messenger RNA. The record is from RefSeq and is a predicted model, not a curated record. NCBI's taxonomy places the organism in Eukaryota, Metazoa, Chordata, Actinopteri, Salmoniformes, Salmonidae.